Mercenaria mercenaria is the source of this 953-nucleotide messenger RNA. RefSeq lists its product as uncharacterized. The transcript is spliced from 3 exons. Lineage: Eukaryota; Metazoa; Mollusca; Bivalvia; Venerida; Veneridae. The record is from RefSeq and is a predicted model, not a curated record. The coding region runs from base 54 to 872 and encodes 272 amino acids.
GCCAUUUCCUUCGGGUAGCAGCGCAUUUUUGUUUGCAUUCGACGUUUUCAAACAUGCAAGCGCGAAUACUACUUGUACUUCUCUGUAUACAGCCACUGGUUUAUGGAGCGUCUCAAAAGAAAGGUGUAGCUCAUUGGGCAGCUAAUUUCCUGUGUGAUGACUUCACCGUUCUAGAUAACAUGACGUGGUGGUAUGACUGGAGAUGUAGCUUGAACUAUUAUCAUGACAAUGGUAUCUGUACCUCGGUAAUUGACAACUAUGAAAGUACUUUUAUCCCUAUGGUUUGGGGUUUCUACUGGAAUACAGACUACACGUGUCACACAGAUGUCAGUAAUGCAGGUGUUCUUCUUGGUCCAAACGAGCCAAAUCAUCAGUCACAGAGUGAUCUUACACCGGCAGAAGCAGCCGCAGCAUGGCCCUCUUUUGAAAGUAAUUCUAAUGGUCUGGCUUUAGUCGCACCUAGCGCUGCCCCAUGUGGUUCUGGGUGUAACGGUAAUACAACAGAAUGGCUAGAUGAGUUCUUCGCGUUAUGUACAGACUGCAGAGUUGACUACAUUGCCACGCAUACAUACUGGUGCGGAGUUGACAAAACAAUGGAUUUCUUGCAGAUGAUCUACGAUAGGUACGGAAAACCAAUCUGGCUGACCGAGUUCGCUUGUAGACAUAAGAAGAACAAUCCGGCUAAAGUGUUGAGCUACAUGCAAGAGAUCUUACCAAGACUUGAAAGUGCAACAUUUAUUCAUAAAUAUGCGUGGUACAUGGCAAGAAUACCGGACGAUAAUGGUUAUAUAAAGACAUCUGCGAGCCUUUUCGAAGCUGGCAGCUCGACGCUUACAGCUCUAGGCACAUUCUACAACAAUUUUCAACCGUAAAAGACGCAACAUGACGGAUCUGGCAUUUGUUUAAUUUUGACAAUAUGAAUCCGGCUUCAGAAUAAAAAUAUCUGCAUUUCA